UGGUAAAAACCCAAUAAACACCCAUAAACUCCCAUAAUCACCCAAAAAAAUAGGUUUUUACGUAUUUUUUUGAAAAUAUGUAAGUAAUACCAAUAAAUUAUUUUUAUAAAUUGUAUUGAUCAAUUCUACAAUAUUAAAUAAAACGUUAACUAAUAAUAUUUCAGGAAAUUUUAAAAAUCUAUAUAUAAUAAAAUGAAAGUAAUUAAUUUUCAGUGUUUUCAUGUUGCAGUUGAUCAACAUGUUGGCCUUUUGCUUCCCGUAGAUACUUUAAAAUUUCUUCAUAACACCUCGUUCGCACACAUGGCCGUAUAUAUUUAAAUUCUUGAGCCACUAACAGUCCGAAAUACUCAUUUCUUUUAUCCUCUUCUCCAUAAAUUAAGCAUUUAGAACAGUUUGUUUCUUCUUUCAGUAAAUUUUCUUUUACUUUAUCCUCGUUUUUUUCUUUGUUGCGACGACGCUGGGUAAAUCAUCUGGACACUGGGUCUCACUAUCGCCAAAUAUAUUUGGAGAUCGGCUUCGGCUACGGCUUGGCAGACAUUUUUUUCUUUCUACAAUUUUAAAUUAAAUUUAUUAGAAUAAAUGCUUCGAACACACGCGAUCUAAGUACCUUUUGUGUUUAUUAUACCUUACCUACCUAGGUAUAAAAAGAGUACUUACGUAGAUUUUCUUUUAUUAACUGUUUUAUACGAAGAUCUUGAUCUCUCAAAUUAGCAUCCAUUUUACUUCCAGUGAUUAUCAACUAAAUUAAUAAUCCACAAAGUAUUAAAUAACGUUUUUAUGAAAUAUUUAGCACAAAAACAAUACCCUUUAAAUAUCGAUCGUCAGUAACUGUGGCUGACUUACCUAUAUUCUAGCAAGCAGGACUGCCAGAUGUGAAGGGGAAAUCCCCAAUAAAUUGUUGCAUGUGACUGAUGAUGUGAGCAUGUUCGUUUCAUAAUAAAAAUGUUGCCAGGUAACCAAAAAGUCGUAUGUUUUUGUGCGAAUUACGAUCAUAAUCUUUACGAUCGUACAUUAAAAAAUAGACAAAUAAUAGUAUGAGUACGAUUUAAAUCGUAUAUCUGUCAACCCUGCUAGCAAGACAGCGACAAAAUCACGUUGCAUAACAAUGUAGCCCAAGCUUAUAUCUUAUGAAAUAUACGGAAGAGAUACGGACUUAGAAAAAACAGAAAUGUUGUUCUUUGUGGAAGUCAUUGAUGAAAUUCUAUGUAUUUUAGCCCGCAAACUUUCUUCAAACAAAAACAGCGCCAUCUAGUAUCGAGUUCUGUAAUUAUCUCUUUGUUUAUGGAUUUGAAGUAAGACCGCCACGCAUGCAAUACAUUAUGACUGGGGAUUCCCCUAUUCGUCGACGCUGAAUAUGAGGCGACGACAAUCACUGUCAAACGUGUUCACUAUUACUCUGACUCUGGUAACGUGACUUCCUGGUAACGUGUUAGGUAGGAAAAGCAGUAAAAAAGUGCAUAUUAAGGGAGCAGAUUUGAAAUAAUAUUUAUACUUAACAAGAAAUAAUUAAAGGUUCAAUGGGGAGACCUAAAGAUUUACGCAUAUGGGAGCACUACCGUACUUUACCAAACAAGUCUGUUUCUUGCAAGCUUUGUAAUAAGGUCUACAAAUUCAGUAAUGCUGCCAAAAUGCUUCAACAUCUUAUCACUUGUCCAAAAUCUCCAGAAACAUUAAAAGACUCUAUGAAACUUAUAAAAGAUAGCUCGUCCAAAACCAAAAUGUCUGGACUGUCAGAGAUAGAGACAAAUGAUUCUUUUAUAAGCCCCUCGUCGUCUGCUAACACUACAAUAAAUGCUGAGUUUCAAGACACCGAUGAUCAUAUAAAAACAGAAUUAGCGAGAGCUAUAUUUGUAACAGGGACGCCAUUAUCGAUGGUGCAACAUCCUUUAUGGAUACAAUUUUUCGAAAAAUUGCAACCAAAAUUUAAAAUACCUUCACGUAAAGCUUUAGCGACAAAAUACUUAGAUAAAAUAUAUAGAGAAAUGCGUUUUGAGUUAAAUGAGGAACUAAAUGCUUGUAGUUACUUACACCUUCAGUGCGAUGGCUGGUCUAAUUUAAGAAAUGAAGGAAUAAUAAACUUUCUUAUAUCAAAACCUCAACCUGCAUACGUUAAAAGUUUGAAUACAGAAAGUAAUCCUCACACUAGUGAAUACCUUAGCCAAGAAGUUGAAAAAGUAAUGAAAGUGUAUGGAGCAAAUAAGUUUCUUGUACUUAUUGGCGAUAACGCUAGAAAUAUACAAAAGGCAUUCGAAUUAACAAAACUCAAAUAUCCACAUGUUGUUCCUCUCGGUUGCUGUGCACAUAUCCUUAACUUGUUGUGCCAAGAUAUUGUAAAGAUACAAGAAGUAACUGUGUUUAUUAUGCAAGCCAUAAAUAUAAUAAAAACUGUUAAAAGGAGUCAACGAUUAAGUUCCUUGUUGAUAAAAUCAAGGCAGGGUGAAGAUUCUACACAAACACUAAAAUUGCCUUGUGCUACAAGAUGGGGAAGUCAUGUUACUUCGUUAAAAAGUUUGAAAGCAAAUAAGAUAGCUUUGCAAAUAUUAACAGUUAGAGAAGAUGUGGUAAUUUCAAGAGAUAUUAAAGAUUUAAUUCUAAGUGAUGAUUUCUGGACGAAGACAGGGGAAUGUAUAAGUAUUUUGGAACCAGUCACUGAAAGCAUAUUUUACUUAGAGAGCGACCAGAAUCGUUUGCAUCGCACAUACAUUACAUUUAGAGAUGUACAAGCUAAGAUACGUUUUGCAUUAAAUGAGAUUUCGACAUUGAGCGAAGAAAGCAAACAGCAGAUUCUAACAUCAGUAUCUUCAAGAUGCAAUAUGGCAAUGAGGCCAAUACAUUUUGCAGCAUAUAUUCUAGACCCCAGGACUCUAGGAGUCGAACUUACUCAAGAGGAAGAACUUAAGGGUAUGGAGUUUAUCUACAAUUUAAGCCAACACUUAAGUUUGUCAAAUGUAAUGGCAGAUUUGGCGUGUUAUAAAGCUAAAGAAAACUUUUGGGCCAGAGGAUUUGUAUGGAGCUCAUUAGAUAGCAUUGAGCCCCUAAUAUGGUGGAAAGGUAUUUGUGGUUCCACUGAGUUAAGCAAAGUAGCGAUUCGUAUUCUAUCAGCUCCCUGUACUUCGGCAGCCACUGAGCGUUCCUUUAGUAUCCAAGGCUACAUACAUAAUAACAAAAGAAAUCGACUUACAACUGAAAGAACUGAAAAAAUUUCAUUCAUUUGUUAUAACUGGAAGCUUUCAUUGAGCAAGUAAAUGAACAUAACAGUUUAGACGAAAUAGAGCCUAUCGAACCUAUACAAUUCAUCGCUUGUAAUAACUCUGAAUCUGACAGUGAUUGACUGUAGUUUUACAUUUUACUUUCAUCUCUUUCUUAAUAAACUCAAAAUCAAAUUAAAAGUUUUUUAUUCUGUAGGCUGCAUAAUAAUAUUGUCUAUGUCCAGUAUAGUGGACGUCUUGCGGCUGAGAUGACGAUGAUGAAGUACAAAAUCAUAAACACCCAAAAAUUUGGGUGUUUAUGGGGUUUAAACCCAAUAAACCCAAAACACCCGGUUUUUACCCACCAGACUUUAAACCCACCCAGGUGGAUUGCCCAUC
Molecule: messenger RNA, 3587 nt
Organism: Galleria mellonella (greater wax moth)
Lineage: Eukaryota; Metazoa; Arthropoda; Insecta; Lepidoptera; Pyralidae
Exons: 2
Coding region: 1518-3245 (575 amino acids)
Molecular function (GO): protein dimerization activity; DNA binding
Source: RefSeq, a predicted model, not a curated record